Messenger RNA from Aspergillus nidulans FGSC A4, 504 nucleotides. RefSeq lists its product as uncharacterized. The record is from RefSeq and is a predicted model, not a curated record. Bases 82 to 504 code for a protein of 140 amino acids. NCBI's taxonomy places the organism in Eukaryota, Fungi, Ascomycota, Eurotiomycetes, Eurotiales, Aspergillaceae. The transcript has a single exon. Gene Ontology annotation, biological process: terpenoid biosynthetic process.
AUCAAUCGACUAUUGUCAGGUUAACAUUUCAGUCUAAAAAAGCAUCAUCAGUCCACCAGCAGUUAAUUUUACAUUAGAGCCAUGUCAAUCCGAGAAAGACUGCUUGCAACUGUUUCGAAAUACAUUGCCGCGUACAACGAGUUCGAUCCAAGUGCUAUGAAGACCGUUCGCACACCAACCUGCCUUACUCAUGGAGUUGCACCGACCUGCAAGUUUACUCAGAGUAUGGAGGAACACACGAGACAUAUGAUGUUAUCGCGAGGAGUGUUUCGAUCAGUCAAUGCCAGCAUUGUGGACGACAACAUUACGGUUGUUGAUGAGGUGUCAAGACAAGUUGUCGUGAAGGUGAAAAUCAGGUGUGAAACGACGGUUGGACCCUACGAGAACGAAGCAAUGUUUAUAAUGGCUAUGAAUGAGGAGGGAGCUCUGGUGGAUGAGAUCUUUCAGUUCUUGGACACAGCCCGUUUUCGCCAGUUCCAGGGACGCCUCGAGGAGGCUCAAUAA